AUGCUUACUUCUUCGAUGGCUUCCCCAGAGCCUUUUUGUGAAAAGAAAAAUAAACAAUCAUCAUUCCAGCGAUUUAGAUCCAGCAAAGGCGCUGUCCUCUUUGUUUGCUCCCUGGCUUUGUUUACUGACAUGCUGGUGUAUGGAAUAGUGAUACCAAUUCUUCCCUCCAUUCUUCGAUCGAUUGGAAUUCCUGCAGAACACGAAACCACAUACUCCACAAUUUUGUUCUCUGCCUAUGCGCUUGGUCUUUUUUUAGCAACGCCAGUGUUUGGAAUUUUAUCGGACAAAACAGGAAAUAGAAUGACCCCGAUGCUGCUUGGAUUAGCAGGGCUUGCUUUAACGACGAUUUUAUUUGCCAUUUCAUCGCAUUUUUAUAUUCUUUUGCUUGCAAGGUUUCUUCAAGGAAUUGCUGGAGCGGCCUCCUGGGUUGUCGGGAUGGCUUUGAUUGCCGAUACUUUCCCCAUAAAUCAGCUUGGUUCGUCGCUAGGAUUUGUAAUGUCAUUCAAUACUGUCGGAUUUAUUUGUGGGCCUAUAAUUUCUGGAUAUGCUGCCACUUACAUCUCGCUUAGAUCGCCGUUUUAUAUUUGUGCACUUUUCGCUUUGCUGGAUUUUGUUUCGCGUAUCAUAUUGAAGCCUCCUAAAAGCGCCAAGCCAGAAGCAUCCUGCUUGGAGGUAGCACCGGCUUCCCAACCGGAUCAAUCUCUGCCUGACACUGCCACCGCUCCCAAGGCUUCCUUGCUGAAACGGUUUUUUGCCUCCGACAUAAUAUCUAUGCUUUGCCAUAUUGAAAUUUUCCUUUUGUGUUUUGGCGUGACGUUAGAAACUGCAUCGAUGUCCAUCAUUGAAGCGCUUAUAGCCGAGUACUUGGAGGUAUAUUUUGGGCUUUCAAUAAGCGAAUGUUCAAACACUCUGCUUUUUUUCAUAUUGCCAAGUGCCUUUUUUUCGAUUCUCAUGGGAAAGCUGACGGACACGUACAGCCGUAGUCGUCUUAUCAUCAUUGGAACGCUAUUGCAUUCCGUGGCUUCUCCCUUUGUUGCGCUUGCGUCAACCCUGACUCAAUUUAGAAUUGCAGCCGUGAUGUUUGGGCUCUCCACCUCAUUUAUGGUUACUCCAAUCAUGCCGCAAAUGACAUUUCUUAUUGGAUCCUAUGGAAAACACACCACAUCAUAUGCUAAGCUUUAUUCUCUGUAUCUGAUUUUUUGCAGCCUUGGCAUGGUGCUUGGGCCGAUCAUUGCCGGUUUACUUAUGUCCUCGAUUUCGUUUCUGGCUGCAAUGUUUGUGUUCCCCAUUAUGGGAUGUUUGGUAUUCCUACCUUUAUUUGUAACCAUAACAAUCUACAAAGAACGAAGCCGGUUCAGGUUAGCCAAUUUAUCUGAUACUCUGUCUCCAUUCUCAUUUUUCAGGGAGUUAUUUAUACCGCUGCCAGAGCCUGUCUAUUCCAAAUCUUUUAUUUGA
Messenger RNA from Mitosporidium daphniae, 1455 nucleotides. RefSeq lists its product as uncharacterized. Gene Ontology annotation, molecular function: transmembrane transporter activity. NCBI's taxonomy places the organism in Eukaryota, Fungi, Microsporidia. Gene Ontology annotation, biological process: transmembrane transport. The record is from RefSeq and is a predicted model, not a curated record. The transcript has a single exon. Bases 1 to 1455 code for a protein of 484 amino acids.